Messenger RNA from Penicillium bovifimosum, 1485 nucleotides. RefSeq names its product putative MFS transporter. The coding region runs from base 1 to 1485 and encodes 494 amino acids. Gene Ontology annotation, biological process: transmembrane transport. Gene Ontology annotation, molecular function: transmembrane transporter activity. The record is from RefSeq and is a predicted model, not a curated record. Gene Ontology annotation, cellular component: plasma membrane. NCBI's taxonomy places the organism in Eukaryota, Fungi, Ascomycota, Eurotiomycetes, Eurotiales, Aspergillaceae. The transcript is spliced from 7 exons.
AUGGGAGUAUCAGAACAUCUCCCAGAUACCAAAGGGCCGAUCGACAAUGGCGAAAGCCAGACCGGUUCUCGGACGGAUUUGGAGCUGCCUGCGCUGACGGGGACAACCGAGCGUAAAUUGAUGGCCAAGAUCGAUUGGCACAUUCUGCCUUGGCUAUGUAUUCUGUAUCUGCUUGCCUUUUUGGAUCGUGUCAAUAUUAGCAAUGCCGCUAUCCUCGGACUCAAGGAGGAUUUGGAUAUCGUCAGUGGCACGAAAUAUAACACCGCGCUCACGAUUUUCUUCGUCCCGUAUAUUAUUUGCGAGAUUCCGUCGAACAUUCUGCUCAAGAAGCUGAAGCCUCAUGUCUGGUUGUCAGGAUGCAUGUUCAUGUUUGGUAUGGUCUUGGUCUUCCAGGGUCUGGUCCAGAACUGGGGUGGACUGAUGGCCACCCGGUUCUUCUUGGGUGUAUUUGAGACGGGCAUGUUCCCAGGAUGCUUCUAUCUGUUGGGCAUGUGGUACACCCGCUCGGAGGCUCAGAAACGUUUCAGUUUCUUCUUCAGUUCCACUACAUUGGCUGGCGCCUUUGGUGGUCUGCUUGCCAGUGGAAUCGGAAAGAUGGAUGGCAUUUGCGGCUAUAGGGGCUGGCGCUGGGUCUUCAUUCUCGAGGGAAUACUGACCUGUGUCGUCUCGAUCAUUUUGUUCUUCUUGAUCGCUGAUUUCCCCGAGGAUGUGAAGUGGCUUACCGAGGAAGAACGCACCUACGUGCGUGCCAAGUUGGCGAAGGAUGUCGGCAAGGCUGCGCACAACGUCCACAUGGGCAAACGCGAGGUGCUGGGUGUUUUCAAGGACUACAAGGUGUUUAUCGGAGGCUUCAUGUACUUCGGAUUGAUUGUUCCGGCUUACGGAUAUGCCUACUUCGCGCCAACAAUCAUCCAGUCUUACGGUUACGACCCUAUCAAGACUCAGUUCUACUCCAUUCCUCCCUGGGCUGCAGCCUUCGGCUUCUCGAUGGUAAUCGCCUACUGCUCUGACAAGCUGCGACACCGGUUCGCAUUCACUUUGUUCCCGAUGGCAGUUGCACUGGCUGGGUUUGCAAUGCUCAUGACGAUCCAUGGCAAUACAAACGCCCAAUAUGCGUCUCUUUUCCUGGUCACUAGUGGAUGUUAUAGCGCGAUGCCUGUCAUUGUAUGUUGGUUCGCCAUGAACCUGGGUGGCCAUCAUCGACGCAGCGUGGGAACGGCGUGGCAGGUCGGCUUUGGUAAUAUCGGUGGAAUCAUUUCUACUUAUUCGUUCGUCACAAAGGAUGGCGUUACGGAUUACCGAACCGGGUACAUCAUCUGUCUUUCCUUCGUGUGCCUCUCGGCUGUGUCAUGCGCGGCCUACCUGCUUGCCCUUUGGUUGGAGAACAAGAAGCGUGACAGGUCUCCGGUUGACCCUGCUAUGAUUCCGGAGGAAGAGGAGGAAUACCUUGGCGAUCUGGCGCCCACAUAUCGGUAUACUUACUGA